Messenger RNA from Corylus avellana, 2353 nucleotides. The record is from RefSeq and is a predicted model, not a curated record. Lineage: Eukaryota; Viridiplantae; Streptophyta; Magnoliopsida; Fagales; Betulaceae.
UAAAGCUGUUUACAGAGCUCAAUGGCUAUGCAUAGGGUGGCUCUGUGGAAGUGAAAUCUCUGCAGAGAUUCUUUGUUGAGAAGAUUAAAAAAUCGUGAGGGAAUCGGGCUGUCAGGGAUAGCUGGGCAGAUUCGUUUGAAGUUGAACUUUUCCUCUGCUUCAGAAAGCUAAGUUCUUUUCUCUCGCAUGGAUGCCGAAAAUCUCGUCUCUAUCUGGGUCUUCCUUCUUUUUCUAUACCCAGUAAAAUCUGAUCUAGCCAAUGGUGGACUCUUGCUGAGCGGAUUCAGCAAUGGGUUUAGUACUAGUGCUGCAAGAAACAACAUGAGCUUAAAUGGCUUUGCAGCGUUUGAGAACAAUGGCAUGCUUCGGCUAACAAAUGACUCGCUCCAAGUCGUCGGCCACGCAUUUUAUUCAUAUCCAAUCCAGUUCAAAAACUCCAGCGGCGAAGUCAUGUCCUUCUCCACCGCGUUCGCUUUUGCUGUAAUCACAGCGCAUGAUCAGACAGGCGGGGAUGGCCUUGCUUUCACAAUCUCUCCCACAAAAGAGCUUCCGAGGGCUGCUCCAGGCCCUUAUCUUGGUCUCUUCAACGCCAGCAACGAUGGGAACUUCUCAAACCACGUUUUUGUGGUCGAAUUCUACACUUUAAAGGACCCGGAGCUACAUGACCUCAACGACAACCAUGUUGGCCUCGACAUCAAUAGCAUCGUAUCGAAGAAAUCUGUUCCGGCUAUGGAGUUUAAGGGAAGUGAUACGAACAUGAGAGAGCUUGACUUGAAGAGUGGUCAAAUAAUUCAGGCUUGGAUCGAAUAUAAUUCGCAGGUGAAUCAAUUAGAUGUAAAGGUUGCGCAGGACUCAGGUAGACCCAGGUCUAUACUUUUGUCCUAUACAGUGAAUCUGUCGGAUAUUCUUCAAGAAUCCAUGUACAUCGGGUUUUCUGCUUCAACCGGUUCACACGCGAGCUCGCAUUAUAUCCUGGGGUGGAGCUUCAACAUGAAUGGAGGAGAUGCUAACAAUCUUUAUUUGGAUAAACUCCAUCAGCUCCCCACUGGGGCCAAAAAGAAUCACACAGGCCUAAUUGUUGGUGUCUCUGUUUUAGGUGCUUUGGCUGUGAUUUUGCUUAUUGCUUUGACGUAUUACAUCUUCAGGAGGAUCAGGGAGCCGUUGCGGCUUUUUCUGUUUGACUGGAUGUUAUACAUCGUGAGGUGGAUCCAUAGGAAUUUUCUGCCUGAGCCAUGGGUGGAUGAUCUAAUUGAUAGACCGCGUAGAUUUUCUUACAAUGAGCUCAAGAAAGCAACAGGGGGUUUCAAUGACACACAGAUAAUUGGGGUUGGUGGUUUUGGUCGAGUUUACAGAGGAACUCUUGCGAACUCAGACACCCAAGUUGCUGUCAAGCGUACUUCCCAUGGUUCGAAACAAGGUAUGCGAGAAUUCGUGUCGGAGGUUGCUAGUAUUGGCUGUCUUCGUCAUAGAUAUUUGAUUCAAUUGUUGGGUUGGUGUAGUCGGCGAAAUGAUCUACUACUUGUGUAUGAAUUCAUGCCGAAUGGAAGCUUGGACAAGCACCUCUUUGAUGAGCCUAAAACAAUCCUGAGCUGGGAGCAAAGGCUCAGGAUCCUCAAAAAUGUUGCUUCAGGGCUUUCAUAUUUACAUGAGGAGAGUCACCGAAAGAUACUUCACAGAGACAUCAAGGCAGGAAAUGUGUUAUUGGAUUCGGAGUUUAAUGGAAAGCUGGGCGAUUUUGGUCUUGCUAAGCUAUACGAGCACGGGCUGCACGGCUACAACGCAAGCACCACCAGGUUGGUGGGCACGAUGGGUUAUUUGGCUCCAGAGCUCAUACUCACCGGCAUGCCUACAAGCAGCUCCGAUGUGUUUGCCUUUGGUGCUUUGUUGCUGGAAGUGGUAUGUGGUAGAAGACCCAUUGAUCCAAAAGCAUCCCUCGAGGAGGUCGCGCUGGUGAGCUGGGUGUGGGAGAAAUGGAGCCUAGGAAAAAUUCUUGAUGUGGUUGACCCAAGGCUGGAGGGCACGUUUGAUCCGGUUGAGGCUUGUUUGGUGCUCGAACUGGGCUUGAUUUGUUCAAACCAGUCACCUGAGGGACGCCCGACGAUAAUCCAGGUCAGGAGGUACCUGGAAACAGGGGCGGAACAAGAUCUUGACGUGUGUGGGGGAGAAAACUUAAAAAGAAAACUUUUUGGGGAAAUGAAAAAUAAAUUUUUCAAGGAGAAUACUCAUAAAAACAAAUCAUUUAGGGGGGUUUUAAAAUAUUUGGGAAAGCUGAAGCCCGCUUCCACCCAUAAAGGUGGUUCCAUCGUAGACUAGAAGGCGGGUCGGAGCUGCUAUAGGAGGUGCCCGUGCCGGU